AAGAAGGAAACAGAAGUGAUUUGGGGAUCUCUUCUUUAUGCAUUUUAAAGAGUUUUAUUAUGAAGAUCCAAAUCGCGCACAUCCGGUCUUGUUCUCGCGGUCAGUCCGCCCCGGUUUGACUGUGAGCCCCCCUCGUGUGAGUGCCCCAGAUGCCCGUAGGCUGGCAACCACUGGAAACCCAAAGCAGAAGAGAACAAGUGACUGUAACCACCGACAGUUUCAGCAUGAGAUGAAAACGGCGUCUCCGGAUAAUUAAAGGAGCUUUACUAUAUGAGAAUGCAAAGGGGCAGAGGAAGGAUGGAAAGGAAAAGGACGGAAGAACAGAAUCCGUGUGAGAAGAGAUUGAGGGUGUGUGUGGCGACAUGCAACAGAGCAGACUACUCCAAGCUGGCCCCUAUCAUGUUUGGGCUCAAAGCCCACCCAGACGAGUUUGAACUGGAAGUUGUGGUGCUUGGCUCCCAUCUCAUUGAUGACUACGGGAAUACUUUUCGUAUGAUCGAGCAGGAUGACUUUGACAUUGGCUCCAAGCUCCACACCAUUGUGAGAGGGGAGGAUGAAGCAGCUAUGGUGGAGAGCGUUGGGCUGGCACUUGUGAAGCUUCCUGAUGUCCUACAGAGGCUGCGCCCUGACAUCCUGGUCGUCCACGGUGACCGUUUUGACGCGCUGGCUCUUGCAACCGCUGCAGCACUGAUGAACAUUAGAAUACUUCACCUGGAGGGAGGAGAGGUGAGCGGUACAAUCGAUGAUUCAAUCCGCCACGCCAUCAGUAAACUGGCCCAUUACCACGCCUGCUGCACGCGCAUGGCUGAGCAGCACCUCAUUGCCAUGUGUGAGGACCACUCUCGCAUUCUUCUGGCUGGCUGCCCUUCUUAUGAUAAGUUGCUGUCAAGUCACCACAGAGAGGACUACAUGGAUAUUAUCAAGAGCUGGCUGGGUGACAAUGUUGGGGAGCAUGACUACAUAGUGGCUCUGCAACACCCAGUUACCACUGACAUCCAGCAAUCCAUUAAGAUCUAUGGGCUGAUGCUAGAUGCUCUGAUCUCCUUCAACAAAAGGACCCUUAUCCUCUUCCCUAACAUCGAUGCCGGAAGUAAGGAGAUGGUGCGGGUGAUGCGAAAGAAGGGCAUCGAGCAGCACGCCAACUUCCGGGCAGUGAAGCACAUUCCCUUUGAGCAGUUCAUCCAGCUGGUGUGCCAUGCUGGCUGCAUGAUCGGAAACAGCAGUUGUGGGGUCCGAGAGGCUGGGGCCUUCGGCACCCCUGUCAUCAACCUGGGAACAAGGCAAACUGGCAGAGAAACGGGUGAAAAUGUUCUUCAUGUCAGGGAUGCCGACACUCACAAUAAGAUCUACCAUGCUCUGGAGCUGCAGUUCGGAAAGAGAUACCCCUGCUCUAAGAUCUAUGGUGAUGGCAGUGCAGUCCCCAGAAUUCUCAAGUUUUUACGUACCAUCGACCUGGAUGAGCCCCUCCAGAAGACUUUCUGUUUCCCUCCGGUGAAAGAUUCCAUUUCCCAGGACAUUGAUCACAUUCUGGAGACACAGAGCGCUCUGGCAGUUGACCUGGGAGGGACCAACCUCAGAGUGGCCAUCAUCUGCAUGAGGGGUAACAUUGUGAAGAAGUAUACUCAGUCCAAUCCUAAGACCUUUGAGGACAGGAUGCAGCUGUUACUGAAGAUGUGUGCAGAUGCCACACGGGACGCAGUGUGCCUCAACUGUAGAAUACUCGGUGUUGGAGUGUCCACGGGCGGGCGAGUAAACCCACAGGAGGGCGUGGUCCUGCACUCCACAAAGCUGAUCCAGGAGUGGUCUUCGGUGGACCUGAGGACACCCAUCUCCGACGCCCUGCACCUACCUGUCUGGGUCGACAAUGACGGAAACUGUGCAGCGUUGGCUGAGAAGAAGUUCGGCCACGGCAAAGGAGUGGAAAACUUUGUCACUGUCAUCACUGGAACAGGUAUUGGAGGAGGCAUCAUCCAUCAAAAUGAGCUGGUCCACGGCAGUACCUUCUGCGCUGCAGAGCUGGGUCACAUCAUGGUUUCUUUAGACGGCCCUGAGUGUUCGUGUGGCAGCAGUGGAUGCAUCGAGUCCUUCGCGUCUGGCAUGGCCCUGCAGAGAGAGGCCAAAAGACUGCAUGAUGAGGACCUGCUGAAGGUGGAGGGGAUGGAUAUGAAGCUCUCUGAGUCAAUCACCGCUGCCCACCUCAUCAACGCAGCCAGACUGGGGAACUCCAAAGCCGACGCCGUUCUGAACAAGGCCUCCACCGCACUUGGCGUUGGCAUCAUUAACAUCCUUCACAUAGUGAACCCCUCGCUGGUGAUUCUAUCUGGAGUUUUGGCCUCUUACUACCAGGUCCCAGUGCAGCGCAUCAUCUCUGAGAGAGCCCUCAUCUCUGCACAGAGCAUUAAGGUCGUCACAUCGGACUUGGAGGAACCAGCUUUACUCGGAGCAGCAAGCAUGGUGUUGGAUUAUGCAACCAGAAGGAUAUAUUGAAGGAUAUCAUCCUGAUUCAAUAAGAACUGCUUCCAACAGACUGUUAACAGAAAGUAGUAGCUCUUCUGCCUAGAUAAGCAUGUAUAUACGCAUAUCUAGCGGAUAUGUUUUGAGGGCUAAAGUGAAAGACAAUGAAAAACAUUUUUUUUAAUUUAGAUACACAUUCUAAAGCCUGUGAGAAUAUUGCCUUCACCAGCUCAGAUGUUGGAUGAGUCCAGCCUUGAUACUUCAUGUGUAAAGUGGGUCCAAUGCAUGGGCCAGAAAUCCCACCACUCUUUUUUUAUCUGCAUAGUCAAGCAUCUUUUGAGUAAACAGCAAAGCCAUCAUUAUGCUAAAAUUACCCACUCAGGGUAGGACUGCACUCCACCCACAGGUGUGAUGGGGAUGGGUGGGAGGAGUGACAGAAUAGAAAGCUUGUUUCAAAUGUGACCAAAAUAUUAUGGGAACAUCCUCCUGUAGCUUCCUCUCAAUUCUCCCUAGUUGCCAUCUCACAUUUCAUUCAAAGUUAUCACUCUUUAUGUUGAUCUGUUUAUGAGACAUGAGUAACAACCAUGAUGUUACAUUUCCAUGUUUUGUUAUAAUUUAAAUUAUUUAAGAAGAAAAUGUAAGUGCUUUAAGAUGAUGUUUGAGUCGUUGAUUGUCUUCAAAGCUUCAAGGGUAAUGAAUAGUCAAUGAAGUAACCGUUAAAAUGUUAUACUGACAUACUGUAUAUAUUAAUGAAAUGUUAAAGCAGCAGCUACUUUAGUCUAAUAGCUGCUAUGGUAUGAUGAGGGCCAGCAAUCUUUUGCCUGAAUCAUUUUUUUUGUUUUAUUUUUUUAAAACAUGUCAUUAACACAGACCUUAUGAAGAUUUGAACUGAUUUUUAAGUUUUCUUCAUGCCUUCUGAAGACAUAUCAAAAUAUUUACAUGGUUUGUAUGUACUGUUACAUACGGUAAUGUACAUGACGUGCUUCUUGGACUUUUAGGAUUCAUUUCUUUGUAAUUCUUUUGUUUUAUUUCCAAAUAAAUCCCCUCUUGUUUUAGAAAUACA
Molecule: messenger RNA, 3517 nt
Organism: Acanthopagrus latus (yellowfin seabream)
Lineage: Eukaryota; Metazoa; Chordata; Actinopteri; Spariformes; Sparidae
Gene: gne
Product: glucosamine (UDP-N-acetyl)-2-epimerase/N-acetylmannosamine kinase
Exons: 14
Coding region: 271-2487 (738 amino acids)
Biological process (GO): UDP-N-acetylglucosamine metabolic process
Molecular function (GO): UDP-N-acetylglucosamine 2-epimerase activity; hydrolase activity, hydrolyzing O-glycosyl compounds; N-acylmannosamine kinase activity
Source: RefSeq, a predicted model, not a curated record